UGGGAGCAGUGGGCCAACGACGCGCUCUCUUCCACCUCGGUAAGAGCUGAGCGGCACUUCCUGUGCCCCACAUUGCCCUAACACAUUGGUGGCGCCUCUUCCUGUGACUCUGUGUUUCCAUUCUUCGCUUUUUGCUCUGCUUUGGGAACUGCGGGAAGAUGAGCUUCUCACAGAGACUCUCCCGGGCCUCUUGGCAUUUCCCCCUCUGUGCCCCUCAUGUUUCCACCAGCGGGCAGCAGUCGUAGUCUCUCCCUGAGCCGACUCACUUUGGGAACACCAGCACCCGGAAGAGAUCGCACCUCCUGCAGCAGCGUGUCACCACAUCCAGACAGGUGGCAGAUGUGCCAAACCGCCAGUUCUGACUAAGGAAAGACAUCGACGUGGAAGCCAGAGAGCACCUCAGAGGUGCCUGCAAAGAUGGAUGACAGCGCCCCAACCCUUUCGGAAAUCAGAGGGAGGACCCCAGAGCCCGACACUCUGCUGGUGACGCUCAGCAGCCUGGAAGGAGCUAAAGACCACAGCAUCAGCCUCUUUUCUGGGUUCGCGGGACUCCUCGCCAUCCUCUUGUCCCUCGUGGGUUGCUGCAUCCUGUGGAACUGGAAUAAACGGAAGAAGCGACGUGUUCCUUACUUCCGAGUUACCGACAUGCCCUGGCUGACACUGCCUCGACCCAGACAGCGCGCCAAAAAUAUCUAUGAUCUCUUGCCUAGGCAACAAGAAGAGCUGGGGAGACAUCCGUCAAGGAGUCUUCGUGUCUUCAGCACUGAGAGCCUCCUCUCCCGAAGUUCAGACAGCCCUGAACAUGCGCCCUCCCAAGCUGGCAGUGCCCUCCAGGUGCAUAGAGCUUACCUCCAUACUGUGGGGUACACAGUGGGUGUCUAUGACAAUGCCUCGGUACCUCAGAUGUACGGAGACGUCACUUCCUCAGCACCCUAUGUCAACAUCAGAGCUCCCGAAGACUGUCUGAGCAUUUCUUCAGAAGAUUCAAAUGAUUAUGUUAAUGUCCCCAGAGAAAACGAGAUCGCCGAGACCCUGAUUUCUGUCAGUGGUUCCCCUAGAAAUGUUGUUCUUCCAACUGCUCAAGAGUUGGAGUUUACUGAGGAAAGCCAUGAGGGCUGGGAUGAUGCUGGUGACUGGCCCAGUGCAUGGUCUCCCCCAGCGAAGGGCAGUGAUCCACUCAGCGAUGGAGACAGUUCUUCUCAGACCUCACAUGACUAUGUCAACCUGGCAGGGUUGGACCUUGAAGUGAUCCAGGAGCAGGGACCCCGGACAGAUUGUCGGUGUGGUGGAGAUUAUGUGAAUGUCCCACCAGAAGAACCCAAUAGAAGCCAGCAGCAGGCUGAGGAAGAAUUGACAUCCUCAAACACGAACUGUGUAGCAGCCAGGACAGAGAGUGUAGAGACCCACGUCCAGCCUGUCACGAGAAGGUUCCUGCCUCCAGGGGACUAUGUGGCCUUUCAGCCAUUCUCACAGAGUGAAGACAGUCAAAUGAAGCAUGAAGAAGAGGUGUCAAGUGAAGACUCCCAUGACUAUGAGAACGUACUAGUUGCCAGCUUGGGAGGCAGGGACUCUGAGCAGGUGCAUGGCACUCAGCACCUUCCUGAUGAAUGAAGACCUAGUUGCUUGGCUCCAAAGCCACAUGGUGUGGCCCAUUCUGCCACUGCAGAGUCUAGACCCUUGACUGCCUCAGGGUUUCAAUGGAUUCACUUGGUUAGGCUAAGAAAAGGCUGAGAUGAGCAGAGAGCUCUUUGAGGCAAAAGCAGAAGUUUGAGGAAGCCAGAAAGAAAUUCUUCCCAAGCAAAACUACUGUUCUGUCUCAUACUAAUCUAAGAGUGUCUGAUGAAACUGCUAGUUUCUAGGACAGGCUAGUGCCGCGGGACACAGUGGAAAUAUAUAGUAGUCUCAUGUCAUUGCCUUCUCUAAUGCCUGUGAGCUGCAGGGUGAGAGAAAAGGAUUGCACAGGAGCAUUUCUAGGAUGGUGGAGCUGUUCUGUAGAGUACUGUGUGGUGGGUGCACGACUGUGCACUUUGUCAAAACAGAAAGAACUGGACCCUUCAAAGAGAGACUUUCAUUGUAUGCAAAUUUUUAAAAAUUAACCAGACUGCUGGCAGGCCCCUAGAAUGUGACAAGUGAAUCUAAUCAUUUUACAAAUUAUUUCACCCCCAUCGCUAGAGGAGGUGAAGGGAAAAGAUAGGACAUAGGGGGCCAGCAGGUGGUAUGGUGAUUAAGGGCACUGGAUUCCCUCAUAGCCAACUGUGGUUCAAGUCCCAGAACUGACGGUAUGCUUUCUUACUUUCCCUCCCUCUCUCUUGCACU
Messenger RNA from Tupaia belangeri chinensis (Chinese tree shrew), 2316 nucleotides. RefSeq names its product lymphocyte transmembrane adaptor 1 (gene LAX1). The transcript is spliced from 6 exons. Bases 418 to 1611 code for a protein of 397 amino acids. The record is from RefSeq and is a predicted model, not a curated record. Gene Ontology annotation, cellular component: plasma membrane. Gene Ontology annotation, biological process: lymphocyte activation; immune response; intracellular signal transduction. NCBI's taxonomy places the organism in Eukaryota, Metazoa, Chordata, Mammalia, Scandentia, Tupaiidae.